Molecule: messenger RNA, 27179 nt
Organism: Pelobates cultripes (western spadefoot toad)
Lineage: Eukaryota; Metazoa; Chordata; Amphibia; Anura; Pelobatidae
Source: the annotation of a GenBank genome assembly
AUCGGUUUGAGCAUGGCAUGAACAAUACAAAUCAACUACAAUACCAGGGUAUUCUUGCACACUGAAUGAAGGCCCCAAGCUGUCGCACAAAAUCUCCAAGCUAUGCACGUGUAUGCAUCUAGUUCCGUGCUGACAGUGCUGCUGAAUCUCUCUGUUCAUGUGAGCUGACCAGCCUGCUCUGUCUUCUAAAUUGAAAAUACUGCUGCACACUGAACAGCUCAAUAAAGCCCUUUCUGAAACCCAUUAACCGUACUCUUCAGGAUCUCAACUGUCCGUUCUGUUAAACGGUUUCAUUGUAUGUAAACAUCAACAAGAAUACAGAAUGCCAGGUAAGAUCAUUUAUCGCUUCAUACUGUGCAAGUAUUUAGCUAAUCUGCUUCUAGGUUUGUGAAAUGCACUUUAAAUAAAGCUUGAAAAUCUAAUUUAUAGUUCAGAUUACCUCAGGGAUUUUUGGAUGGAAUGACUCAUACUGGGCAGCAGGAAUUCUGAUGAAUAAGGCUGACAAUAUCUGUAUGGAAUGGUGGUAAUAGAUAUUAUUUUCCAGUAUGUGACAGGAAACAUGAAGAUGCAAUUUUAAGCAUUCAUCUACGAAACAAAGACAAAGGUUGUCUUGGGCCCUUGGCAAUCUUCUGUGUUUGUGUGUAUUUUUAUUAAAAAAAAAUGUAUUAUUAUUAUUUAUUUUUUUAUUAUUAUUAUUUAUUUAUUUUUACAUACAUACUUGAAUAGUGAACCAAAAGUAGGUAUCCAAUUGAAUCCAUGAAAUUCAUAACAACAGAUUAUAUGGGUACACAGGUGGUAUAGCUGCCCAUUCGUCUUGGCAAAAUGUCUCCAGGUCAGGCAAAGUCUUUGAUCAUCUUGCAUGAACCGCACGUUUGAGAUCUCCCCAUAGUGUCUCGAUGUCACAUUCGCUGACGGUACUCACUACAGAUCAGUCUGCAUCGGUUAUAGUGCCUGUGGAUGCUGCACCCCAGUCUGCAUCCUCUGUACCUCAAUUCACAGCCAGGAAACUCAGAGUGAUUGCUCCGCCAUUCCAAGUUGGCCGCCGCUGCAGAGGAGACUGGUCUGCAGGUCACAGGUUGGAGGAGGUGUGGCUGAGGGGCGGAGCCAGGACAAUGAUGCAUCCAAGAUGGGUCUGAGUCCCACAGUCUGUCACAUUGACCUGAGGUAACCCCUUCAACAGGUGAGACCUGGUUAUGUGAUUGAGACACUCCUUUAUAAUCAGAGCACAGCUUUCAGUCAGUGCUUGGUUGUUUUUUUGCCUGUCUCAGAACUCCUAGCAUUUGUUUCCCUGUGUUUCCUGUCCUUGCUGGUUUCCUGACUUUGCAUGCUCUCUGGAUUUUUCUGAUUACCGCCCGCCCUAAUCUCUGGCCCGUCUGACUCUGAUUUCUGCCUGACCCUUCUUCAGAUACCUUGGCUUGGAUUUUUUUCUGUUAUUUUAUUAAAGCCCCCUGUGCCAUCACUGAACCAACAGACUGCUGUUCUCAAACUCAUGCUCUCUGUGUAUCAUGCUUGCAAGGGAGAACUGUUACUGCACCUAAGUUCCAGGACUGAACAUGACCACAGUGGUUUGUUACAAUCGAUGAUAUUAAGGUCAGGAGACUAUGAUGGCCACUCUAGAACCUUCACCUUUUUGUGCUGUAACCACUGGAGUGUAAACUUGGUCUCGUGCUUAGGGUCAUACACUGUCAUACUGAAAAGUCCAAGAGCGUCCCAUGUGCAGCCUUCUUGCGGAAGAAUGCAAAUUGUCUGCCAAUAUUUUCUGAUAACAUGCUACAUUCAUCUUGCCAUCACUUUUUACAAGAUUCCCCAUGCCUUAAGAGCACACCCCCUAAAAAACAUCAGUGAGCCACAACAAUGCUUCACAGUGGAGAUGGUAUUCUUUUCAGUAUAGGCCUUGUUGACAACUCUCCAAACAUAGCGCUUAUGGUUGUGACCAUAAAGCUCUAUUUUGGUUUUAUCACUCCAAAUUACAGUGUGCCAGUCAAAAGCUGUGAUGUGUGUCAAAGUGUUGUCGGGCAUAUUGUAACCUGGAUUUUGUGGCAUUGGCGCAGUGAAGGUUUCUUUCUGGCAACUCGAUCAUUUUUGUUCAAGUAUCAUCGUAUUGUGCUCCUUGAAACAAACAGAGCAGCCUGUAUUUCUCCUGAGGUUACCUGUGGGUUCUUUGUAUCCCAAACAAUUCUUUGGGCAGUUGUGGCUGAAAUCUUUCUUGGUCUACCUGACCUUGGCUUGGUAUCAAGAGAUUCCUGAAUUUUUCACUUCUUAAUAAAUGAUUGAACAUCUUUUUAUAUCAUUUUCCAUCCUUAUAAAGUUCCAUUACCUUGCUCUGCAGGUCUUUUUUGACAGUUCUUUUCUGCUCCCCAUGGCUCAGUAUCUAGCCCUCUCAGUGCAUCCAUGUGAGAGCUAACAAACUCAUUGACUAUUUAUACACAGACACUAAUUGCAAUAUAAAAAGCCACGGUUGUGGGAAUUUAACAUUUAAUUGCCAUUUUAACCUCUGUGUGUCACCUUGUGUGUCUGUAACAAGGCCAAACAUCCAAGGGUAAGUAAACUUUUGAUCAGGGCUAUUUGGGUGAUUUCUGUUAUCAUGAUUUAAAAAGGAGCAAAACAACUAUGUGAUAAUAAAUGAUUUCAUAUGAUCACUACCCUUCAAUAAAAUAUUUUCUUUGCAGGAUCAGUCAUAUUCUCAUAAUCAAUGCCAAAAUUUUAAAAUUUCUGCCAGGGUAUGCAAACUUUUUUAGCACAACUGUGUGUGUCUGUGUGUGUGUGUCUCUGUGUGUGUGUGUGUGUGUAUAUAUAUAUAUAUAUAUAUAUAUAUAUAUAUAUAUAUAUAUAUAUAUAUAUAUAUAUAUAUAUAUAUUAGAUAUAGAUAUACACUGCACAUGUGUAUGUUGCCUUUACUUGUUAUAUUUCAAACACUACCAGAUCAGACAGGAUUAUUUACUUAAAGGACCACUAUAGUGCCAGGAAAACAUACUCGUUUUCCUGGCACUAUAGUGCCCUGAGGGUGCCCGGGUGCCCGCCGGGCUGGAUGGCAAGGAAAGGGGUUAGACUUACCUUUUUUCCAGCGCCGGGCGGGGAGCUCUCCGCCUCCGAUCCUCUUCUUCGGCUGAAUGCGCAUGCGCGGCAGGAGCUGCGCGCGCAUUCAGCCAGGCAUAAUGCUUUCUCUGAAACUGCUAUGUUUAUAAAAAAAAAAAAAAGGGGUUAAUCCUAGAGGGACCUGGCACCCAGACCACUUCAUUAAACUGAAGUGGUCUGGGUGCCUAGAGUGGUCCUUUAAGUAAGGAUUCAAAGUGAAAUUCCAAGUUAAGAUCUAAAUAGUUGACAUCUGUCUGGAAAAUAUCCAGCCAUGUAAUAUGUAAAAUAGAGACAUUUUUUGAAAAAGAUUCAAGAAGCAUUGUACAUGGGAGAAUGAUGCCUCAGUCCCCUUCAAAGAAGGCACUUUGGGACCUCACACAUUUCUCCCAGCAUCUCUUGAUUACAAAACUCUGCAAAAUCCUUUGUUGGAAUUGCCAUCAGUUGCUUUGUCGUAUUUACCUAAAUCUUAUUGACGGUCUGAAAUCUCUUUCUUUUCAAAGGUAAUUUUAGAUUUGGGAAAAAAAUGCCAGAAGUCUCAUGGCACCAAAUCUUUCAACAGAUUCUCCACCAUCUUUAAAGCAUUUGUGCCACAUUUUUAUUAGCUCUGCAAUAAUUCAUUGUCCCCAAAAGCGUUCUGGAUCAUCAGAAUAGUUUUUGCGGAAGAAUGUUCAAGCCAGGCCCGGACUGGCCAUCGGGCAUACCGGGCAAAUGCCCGGUGGGCCGCGAUGGCCGUGGGGCCGAGGCCGGCAGGGGAGAUCACAGGAUCUCCCCUGCCAGCCCGUGCAGGGCCAGCGCUACCCGAGCGCCGGCCCCGCUGUGUGCCUCCAUGGGCCGGUGGGGAGAUCAAAGAUCUCCCUUUACCGGACCAGAGACACUUCCAGGCGGCCGCUUGCUGGGGUUUGAGGGAGGGAGGAGAGGACCGGCGGAGCUCUAUCCAGCAGCUCCGCCGGGUCCUCUCGCGGGAUUCUGAGCGUUGCCGUGGUUACCGCGGCAACGCUCAGAUCUCGCGAGAGUGAACUCUAGCCUACAGGCUAGAGUUCACGCUCACCACUAGGACCACCAGGGAUCAGGCAGCAUGGCUCUCCCAUGGCAGAACGGCUCCCCCCCGUCCCAGGCAAAACGGCCCCCCCCCUCCCAGGCUAAAGGUAAGAAGGGAGGGGGGGGAUAUAACUUUUUUUUUAAAAUUAUUAUUAUUAAUUAAAAAAAAAAAAAUUUAAAUUAAAAAAAAUCACACUCACACACAUCACCCCCAGACACACACACAUCACCCCCAGACACACACAUCACCCCCAGACAUACACAGCACCCAGACACACACAGCACCCCCAGACACACAGCACCCCCAGACACACAGCACCCAGACACACACAGCACCCCCAGACACACACAGCACCCCCAGACACACAGCACCCCAGACACACACAGCACCCCCAGACACACACAGCGCACCCAGACACACACAGCGCACUCAGACACACAGCACCCUCACUCACACACAGCACCCUCGCUCACACACACACACACAUAUAUAUAUAUAUAUAUAUAUAUAUAUAUACAUAUAUAUAUAUAUUUACAGAUAUAUAUAUAUAUAUAUAUAUAAUAUAUAAAAUAACCCUCAGUGAGUUAACAGACAAAGAAAAUUAGAAUGUGACGGCAGAUAAAAACACCCUCACACACAGCACCCCUCUUACAUACACACACACUGCGCCCCUCACACAUACAAUACGUCCAAAUAUAUAUAUGUAUGUAUAUAUAUAUAUACACACACACACACACUACAGCACUACAUACAUUACGCUCCAGAUACACGCUAGAUCCCUUACCUUAUAUGCACUCUUAAUCCUCUAUACACACACACACACACACACACACACAAUCUCCUAUACACUCUGGGUCCUUUACACACUAGAUCUCCUACACACACACUGCACCACCUACACACACACUACAUUCCUUGUCAGCAAACACAUACAACAUUCUCUAAACACACCCUCUCUACAACCCCUACACACACUACGUCACAUAUACACACACACUACAGCCCGUAUGCACACACUCGCUACAUCCCCUAUAACACUAUGCCACCUAUACACACACUCUCUACAGCCCCUAGCCACACAUAUUACACCACAAACACAUAUGAAAUUGACCUAUUUACACAAUACCACACCACACUCUACACACACGCAAUCCCACAAGCAGGCUCCAAACACAUGCACCAUACACUUUCCUGGCCUUUUUGUCCUCUGGUAUCCCACUUGUUGAGACACCAGAGACAAUUUAAAAGCAAACACAGCGCAAGCAUGUUAUUAAAUUUGCUUGCGCUGCGCAGAACAAAUUCAGGGCCUUUUUCUAAUGCCAGAGCUCUUCAGCAGGGCUCUGCGCAUUGAACCAACAUUCUCACUUUGAGAGGGGCGUGCUUGUCAUUAGUGAUGACAAAACACACCCUCUCUGGCCCCGCCCCCUUCUUAGGGGGCCGCUCUGAUUGAAAAAUGCCCGGGCCUAAUUUUUUCCCCAGUCCGGCCCUGGUUCAAGCUUACGAUUUGAUGCAGAUUUGUUGCUGUACUCACUCAGUAAUUUUGAAUACGACAGCAACAAAAUACACAUGCUCACGGGUGCAGAGUCAACUGAGGACCGGAGCGGACACUCUUGUCAGAGCUCUAUACCUAGCCCAGCCUUAAAGUUAAAUAAUUGGUGGAAUUUAUGCACUCACCCACCCACAAAUCCUGUUAAUGGGGCAAAAAAACAAAAUGGCAAAGCCAGACAAGGUCCCUACAAACAGGAAUAUUGGAGACUUCCUACGGGACUCACAAAAGCAUACCUGGGACAAAAUGGCCCUGGGGAAAGAGGACUCCUCUUACACCUUGGAAGACUGGAGCAGAAGUUGUCAAUCUCCAAAGAUAACAGCUCUUGACCUCAGAGGGUGGAUGCACUAAAGGACCUGAAGCGCAGGUAUUAGCUGAAGAUUCGGGGUAUCCCGGAAACAGUGGGUCUCCCCAAUCUGCCACAUCAUCUGUUCAGCUUUUAUUUGCAAACUUACUACCACCUAAACAGACGAAGCAAGUGAAACUGCAUGGAAUGUUCAGGCUGCCGAAACCAGAAAACGCAACAACUACCGCAACCGCUCACAGCUGAAGGUGCUCCCAGAACUAAUCAGAAAUUCACUCACCUAGUGCAAAUCUCUACAACCCCUCCUGCAGCACCUCCGUGCUAAAGACAUUCCCUAAUUCCCUACAGAUGGGACGCACCUAAACAGUUGCUGUUCAUUCACUCGGGGACUGUGCAUAGAGCUCGGAACCACCCAGAACUAGAGAAUCACCUAUACAACCUUGGCAUAAUGGAGCCCCAGGUGAUGGACAUAGCGGACCUCUCUCGCUUGGAUCUCUUUGCAGUCAAGUAAUUCACUCCCUGUGCCUCACAGUGCAUAGUACCUGCUGGAGAGCCGACCUGAGGUGGUACAACAUGAAGCAAGAAGUAUCCUGUCUCCCACUAUGGGAACACCCAUUUUCCACCAUUAAGCACAGUUGAAAUUUUUUUUUAUUUUAUUUACUUUUCAUUCUUUUAAUUUACUUUUAAACUCAUUUGCCUAUGUUAUAGAUCUUGACAGGUUUAUAGACUGUAUAUUCUAGUUAACACGCAUAGUAUAUGUGCAGUAGGACAGAGAAGUCUACUGCCUGCAUCAAGUCCAAUGCAUAAUACUAUCUACCUGUAGACCCCUACCCCCUCCAUCUACUUAAUAGAGCAUGCCUUUUUGGUAGUUCAGGUUAUAACGGAAGGCAGUACAUCCCCGAGAGUGCAUAAUAUUUGCUGUGUUAGCUUCCUACUAGGAUUGUUACCAUAUGCCUACUGGAGAAUACUCGUUGAUAUUGUUCUUAAUUGCAUUACUCUUGAAUACAUAAAAAUUUUAUGUGACAUCCCUGAAACAUGUACUUACCUCUGCACUCAAAAAUAAAGAUUUAUUUUUUUAAAGUACACAUGCUCACUCAAUAGCGUCUAGCACCCGCACUGACUAGAACAGUCAAGUUGUCAUCGUUCAUACAUUCACAUUCAAGUCCACUCUCCUUGGCUGCCAGGUUACAUCAAUAUCGUUCUUACUCUUCUCAUUAUAUUAACAGUAGAUGGACUUUUGAUAGACAGACCUCAGGACUGCUCAGGACUUUCCUCAGGACAGCAGGGACUGAAACGUCAAUCAUCUGUAGCACUACAAGCACUUUGUGGAAGUGUUUUUUAUUAAGAUAAAGAAAUAAAUGCUAACUUUUAACAUGGAGACCGUGAAUGCAGACUACCUUUUGGCAUAUUUUUUUUUAUAUACAUCUGACUUAGGUCUGACACCUGGCAAUAAACUGUUGCAAUCUAUUGGAGCAUGAGCGCAAAAGACAUUUAUUGUUUUAUAUAUAUACAGUGGGACCUCGCUUUACAAACGCCUCGGUUAACAUAAUUUUCAGUUUACAAAUGAAAAUCCAUUGAAAAUCCAAAUUAUUAUUUUUAUAAUUUACAAAGUAGAAAGAAUAUGUUAGAGAUCUUGUCAUUUCAUCCUCAUCAAAAAAGUCAUUUUAACAUUAAUUAAUUCAUUAUAAUAUUUAUUUAAAGAAACAUUCAUUAUAGUAAGCUUGCAUAAUUAAAAAGACAUCCAUUAUGAUAAAAUAGCAUAAUUUUGAUAUUUUAAUAACAUCAAACAUUCUAUAAAAUUAUUGGGGAAUACUGGAAGGUUCUUAAUUUCAAAUAAUACUGGGAUAUUUCAAAUUAGGCUAAAAAUGAUAAGUUCCUUAAUAUUUAAAAUUCCAAAAAUACAUAAUUGCUUAAAUAUAAAAAUAAAAUAGUAAGGAUAUCAAGACUACAUAGGCUAAUGAAAAAUGAGAAUGUGCAUACUUUUAAAAAUUUAUUUAUAUUUUAAACCUAAUAUGCAUAAAAGGAAUAUAAUAAAAUAAACCUAAUAUAAAGUAAAAUAGGUAUUUAUAUAGUAAAAUAGGUAUUUGUAUAGUAAUACAUGAACAUGACAAGUAGGGAUUUUUUAAAAUAUCAAAAUUAUGCUAUUUUAUCAUAAUGGAUGUCUUUUUAAUUAUGCAAGCUUACUAUAAUGAAUGUCUCUUUAAAUAAAUAUUAUAAUGAAUUAAUAAUGUUAAAAUGACUUUUUGAUGAGGAUUAACUAACAAGAUCUCUAACAUAUUCUUUCUGCUUUGUAAAUUGUAAAAAUAUCGCUGAGUAAUUAAGGACAGACAGUGGAAAGCACUGUGGAACGCACAGCCCUGAAAAAGCCGAAACCGGAAGUGACAUAUCGGCUUGUAAUAAGGAAGUAAACAGACUCAAAGGAGGCUUGAAACACAGGGUAUCUCCGUUGUUAUGGAGAAUACCCGCGAAAAUUCAAGCACAUACAGCUGAAUAUACAAUCAAGAAGGGGAUUUAAAGCAGGAAAGAGGUCCACAGGAGCAACACAGAUUUUUCCAGCUGAAGAAGCCUUUUGGUGAAACGCGUUCUGGAGGAAAAGUGAGCACAGAGACUUUUUGGGACUUUAUUGGACUUUUAGCCGAAUAAGUGUUAUGUUAUAUAUUUUUUUAUAAGAUUUUUUACUUCUGUUGAAUAAAUUUUAAUAUAGUCAAUAAAUAAUAUUAUUUGAUACACUUAUGGCUUUUUUCCUGCUAAUAUAAAGAAGGAAUGUGGUCCUUAACCACAUAUGCGCAUUGAAGUGAGCCUCUUUGUUUGUGAGUACCUAAUUCACUAUUUUAUAUGUUCUAUUUAUAAUACAGAUGAUACUGGGCUAUAUACCCCCGUCUAUACUCAUAUAGGAUUGGAUUGCAGAAAUACGAAGAAGGGAGAGGGUCGCCUACACGGACCCUAAGGCGCAAUAAUCUGAGCUAGAUUUAAUAGCUCAGAAAAGUGUGAGUUGCCAAUUGGCAUUCUUUUAAAAAAUCCUUUUUCCUUUUAAAAAAUAGUUUGCACUAUGUUGUUUAUCUCUUUUUGUUUUGUUUAAAGGUUAAUACGAAAUUAUUGACAACGCAAAAAGAAAUUAUUAUUAUUUAAAGGUAUACUUGUAUUUAUAUUCUUCCAUAUCUAUUUCAUUUUACAUAUAAGCGCUUCACCGGUACUCCUUUCUAUUUCUUACCACCUUUGUUUAAAUGAAUGGUUCCUGUCCAACUUUUGUAGUUGUGAUUUGCGUAUUUACAUCCUUGAGUUCAUCUAUGCCAUACACUGACAAGGAUGUGAAAUUUAUAUUGCCUGAUACCCUGGACAUGUAGUUAACUUUUAGCCCUGCUGUAAGCCAGGGUAGGAAGCAAAAGGCUUUACUUUUGGUGGGUGCAGACCUCGGUAAAUGCCCUCUCACUUUCAUGUGUUCUCCAAUGAGUCAGAGCCACCAGGAUUCUAAGCAUCCACUCUGACUCACUGAAUGCUGCGAAGACCAUGAAGGAGUGAUUACUGUGGAAUACACCUACCGGAUGUGCAGGUCUCACUCUCUCACACUAAUCCAUCAGGGAUCCUGGACUCCCACUAUACCACUAGGGAUCCAAAGUCCCCAGUGGACCACCAGGCUUUCAGGACCCCCACUGGACCGUCAGGAAUCCAGACAAGGAAAGGGUAAGAUAGGUGCAGGUGCUAGCAUAGAAAAUCAGGAGAAGUAGCUGCUAGAAUGCAAAAUCAGGAAAUCAAAGUAGUCAAAGUAAAUAUGCUAGUUACAGUAUGCUAAAUUAUGUCAUAACGAUUCAGAAAAUUGUCUGAACACCUACACACUUAUUAAACUUUAACAGGUUAGACAUGGGGUGGGCGAUGAGUACUUCAGAAAAAUAUUAAUAUUAUUUAAAAUAAAAAAUCAGUUUAAGAAAAAGAAGAAACAUUUAUUCUUCAUUCCAUUUUGUUACUUUUGAUCUCCCCACCGGCCCAUAAAGGGACAUAGUUACUUUUUGGACUGAGCCUGGCUCAAACAAGUGACUAAUGGAUCACUGAGCCACCUGGGGAGUUCUUUUGAUGCCCACUGGGCAUAUGCACAGUCUGAGCAUGCUCCGAUGGCAACAAUAACCUAAACCAAGCAUUUUCGGUAGCUGUGGAUUAAACCUGCACAAUGCUGAGGAAGAACUUUUGGCCACUCUUCCUUACACUACUACCUCAGCUCAGCCAUAUUCUUAGGAUGUGAACAGCUCUCUCUAUUCUUAGGAUGUGGUGUGAAAAGUUUUCUUGAGGUCAUUACACAGCAUCUCUAAGGGUUUAUGGUCUGGGCUAUGACUGGGCCACUCCAAAAGGUAAAUGUUUUAUUUGUUUCAUUCUGUAGUAGAUUUACUUCAAUAUUUAUCAUUGCCUGCUGCAUCACCUAACUUCUACUGAACUUCAGUUGGUGCACAACCACAAUGAAAUUAUCCUGUUGGAUAUCUUGAUAAACUUGGGAAUUUGUUUUUCCCUUACUGAUGGCAAAAGGUCCAGGCCCUGUAGCAGCAAAGCAGCCUCAAAUCAUGCGACUCUAGGGUUCUUUUUUGCAUCAUUGAGAAUUAUGCAAUGUGCGCCUUCAUCUUGGCUGGACGACCACUUCUAGGGAGAUUAGCCACGUUACUAAAUCAUCUUCAUUUAUAGACAAUUUGCCUAACAGUGGGCAGAUAAAUAAAAAGUUCUUUGAGAAAACGUUUAAAAUAAUUUCUAGUUUUAUGCAACGCAACAAUUCUUGAUCACAGGUAUUGUGAGAGCUCUUUUUCUUGCGAGGCAUGGUUCACAUCAAUAUAUGCUUUUUGUAAAAAUCAAAAAAAAUGUGUGAGUGCUUUUCUAAAAGUCAAAUCAAAGUAGCUCUAAACCACACCUCCAAUCUUGUUUCAUUAAUUGGACAGCAAGUUUGCCAUUUUCGAACUCGAAUUAGCUUUUGUUGAAGUCAUUAGCAUAGUGUUCAACAUACUUUUUGCAACCUAUAUAGUGAUUAUUUGAAUGAUAUAUUCUGUAUGUAUAAUAACAGUACAAUAAUUUGUGUAUUACUUAAAUCAUUGUGUUUGUUGAUUACUGUUAGCUCAGAUGAACAUCAAACCAAAUUUUAAGACAAAUUUAUACAUAAAUGCAAUAAUUUCUAAAAUCAUUUCACAUACUUUUCUUGUCAGUGUAGUUGAUGUGAAGCACAGUUAUGGGUAAGCAAAAAUAACUUAUUACGGUUAUUGAACAAUUUAUUUUCAUUCUAGGCAAAAAUGUUCUAAUAGUGUAUGCGCACCAGGAGCCAAAGUCUAUGAAUGGAUCUCUGAAAAACAUUGCGGUAGAUGUAUUACAGAAGCAAGGAUGCAGCAUCAUCAUAUCAGAUCUCUAUUCCAUGAAUUUCAAUGCAGCAGCAACCCGAAAUGACAUUACAGGUACAAUCCUGAAACUCUCUACUUUAUGAAUGACUGUGAGAGAUGAUUGGAGAAUGGAGACACAUCAAGUGAUGUGUGUGUGUGCCUGUGUGUACCUGCCAGUGCCUAUCUGAGUAUGUGUGUCUGUGCUACAAAAUAGAGCUUUAUGGCCACAACACCUCUUAGGUCAGUAUCUAAGCGAAGAGACGGUAGGAAAAAAAACAAAAAAAGAAAGAUAAAAAACAAUAUUAGUGAUCUAAAAACAUGGAAAGCUAGUAGAGGUGGAUAUAUGGAGAAUAAAAACACAAUGAUCCGAUUGCAGGGACUAUACCUGUGAAUAACAGGAAAAAAAAUUACUUGUGUAACAUGGAAGCAGAGACCAUAACUGAUAUGUUAUUAAGUAAUACCAAAAUAAUACAAAAAACUUAUUAUAUUAGUAUAUAUUAUAUUAUAUAACAUAUAUUAUUAAUAUAUCUCAGUGGAAGCAGGAAAAAUCCCUAUCUAUAUUAAGGCCAUUAGGGUAACGAUUAUCAAGUUUGUAACUCCAGAACAACUCACAUUGUUAAGUCUCCUGUUCAUGUCUCCCCCUCGUGCAGGUGUUUUACAUGUUCAAUGGCCAUGCACCACAAUUGGGCCACUUAGUGCCUAUGUGUGCCUCAAACUGUGUCGCAACUGCUGAGAGCUGAUUACAAUAAGAGUGUAUUGCUCUUGUGCUUUCCUACCCUCACUGAGAGAGCACAACUGGUUUUCCCUUUGUAGGCUAAGCCAUAUGGGCAUUUUAGUAUAUAUUCCACAUCCGUAGUUUCACAGUUUAACCUGUCAUGGAGGGAAUAUUUUUUGCCUGUCCUUGGGUGGAAGAUGUUUGCCGAAUCUCUACAUACCCUUAAUGUUAAAAACACAAUUCCCAGUGGACUGUGAAAUAAAGGGUAUACCUGCCUGCACUAAGGAUUCUGAUUCUCUUGUAAGAUUUAAAACUGUAUUUUUUAUUUUGUGCACUGUUCCUUAAUCUGUAUUUCAGACCUGAAAUACAGGCACGUUUUCUGAGCACAAGAGAUACAGAAAACCCAGAAAAUAGUUUUGUUCUUCAUUUUGCCUCGUCAGUAAGGGUUAGUCGAUAUCCCCAAUGCAUAGUGAGCAAGGAGUCCAUGUCUGGAUUACCAUUUUUACUUAGGUAUACCCUAGUCAUUUCUGUAUACAUUAGCCAAAAAAACAAGAGUUAGAAGAAACUGAGCCAGUCUCAUAUAAGACUAAUCCCACCCACAAGGGCAGUCCAUACCUGAAAUACCAGCAGGUACCAAAGACAUAGUGGAGACAUAACCGAAGGUUUGCAAACAUUGGAGAAGAUGGGAUACACACUAGAUGAUUGGGAUACAGAAGGUGAGUGGGGAUGAAAACACAGAGUAUGUCAUAUAAGUGUAAGAAAUUAUGACCCUCUUACAAGGAUAUUCUUUUAGGGAAUGUGUGACAAAUAAGACAUAAACACAAGUGUAUAAUAAAAUGUAUUGUAAAUAUUCAUUUAAGGAUACUGUUAGAUUUUAAAAGGAUAUACACAAUAUACAUUAUACAUUAUAUCCGGUACAUAAUCAAAAGCUACAUAAUAAAAAGGCAAUACUUAAACAUUUAAAUGCAGGUCUUCCCCUUGCGCCUUCAUCUUGGGUAAUCUGGGACAGCCUCUCUUAGUUCACCAUGGCCCUGCUUGCUGCGUUGUCCUCUCCAAAGAGAGAGAGAAAGAGAGAGAGCCUUCCUUGGUUGUUGUCCUUUUAAAGACUGAUUCUUGGAGUAAUAAACUACAAGUCCCAGAAUCCCUUUUCCCUCCCAAAAGUGGUUUAUCCCACCCUCUUUCUCCAGAGAGUUCUGUCUUUACACAAGUCUUUCCCUUUGAUCUCUUCCCUCCAGCUAUACUGUAAUAUUGGAGGGAAGUAAGCUUUUGUUUUAGCUGGGUGUUGUAAAAUGCAACUGAAAGCUUUGAUCCUUAUCACACUAUUAUCAAGGAAAUGACCCCCACUUGUGAAACCAGUCACAUACACAGAAAGUUAUAUACAAUAUUGCAGUUUGGAAUAUCAAUUUCUUACAGUCCCCACCUAGAGGGCGAAUGACUCAACAAGAAAAUGAGCCCUCUCAAAGAAAUACAGUAUUUGUAUUAUGUGUGUUUUAAAUGAUUAUGUGUUUUACUGAGACACAAAUGACUUGACAACCACAUAUUUAUAAUUUAGGGUACUGCAAUGCAUAAUUUAGCCAAAUCAUUGAGGCACUCAGUUAUCAUUUUUCACCAUUAAUUUGAACUCCUUCAGCCAUAUCCGUAACCUUUCAUUACCCUCAUAGGCUCAGCAUCACUGCCACCAUUAGAUUUCACUCCCAUCAUGCUCAGUUACCUGUGCCACCAGCACUGCUUCCACCACACUGGUCCUUUAACCCUGGCCUUGCUUACUUUGGGCUAAUAGGCCUCUGACCUCUGCCCACCAUGACACCUGGUGUAUUUUCACAUCAACAGCAGUUAAUUUGCUGUUCACUUACAUAGUGUAUUAAAGAGACCACACAAGGGAGAAACACAGUUUAUUGUUUGGAGUGGGGAUCUGAGUGAAGGUGUUUGUGCACGUUUAUUGGGAGUUUAUUAAAAGUUGUAUAGCUGAAGUGGGUUUGUGUUUGAGCCCUUGAGGAUGUUUAAUAAGUUUUCGAUAGGCCCUUGGCUUCUGGAAAUUAAAAGAUUCUUAGCACAGAAAGUGCGCAGUGUUACAUUAUGCAAAUCACUAGUGGUUUAAUUAUCAUCCUUGUCUCAGUAUUACCGUCUGGAUUCACAAGUGGUCAUCUAAAACAUUGUAAACACAAAUGUGAGCAAAAUGCAACCAAUAUUAAUGUGUACUAAGGGAUACAUCCUCAUAACAGUAUAAAAUAAUUUACUAUAACUUUACUAAAACCAUAAAUAUUUAACCCCUUGUGGAAAACCAAACAGAGCAAAUAGAAAAUGCAAAAUCAUAUAUUGUCAGUCACCCCACCUUGACUCAAAACAAUAUAAAAUACAAAAUUGUCUAAUUUGUCUAUAUGCUAUACCCCACCUUGAGAGUAUAAUUAAAACAAAAACAAACAAAAAAUAACCAUUAUCAUUCUAUUGUUCACCCAACCUUGACCCAAGGAAAUGUAAAAUAUAUGCAAUUAUCCGUUUUCCCUAUAUUCCCUUUAGAUUGUGAAAUACAAUAAAAAGCAUUAGAAAACAACAAAAUCAAAGAAGAUGGAGAGAGAAAAAAAAGUAGAUUGAAUGCUACCAUUACCUUCAGUCAUUGAACUGUAUACAAAGUUUGGCAGCGUGCAAUCUAAAAGAAAACUGACAAUGGUCUGUUGCCUUUCAAAGAUUAAAAUCAAAAAUCGGCUUGAGGCUAUUUGUGUUGGUAACCAAAUGAAAAAAAAAACAAAAACAAAAAUAUUUACUGUUGUAAACCAACAGACAGUUACACUAUCACAUCUCUCCAGUGUGAUCAACGUAUAAGCCUCACCUUGGCAACAAUUCAUCUAAUCUAGAAAUAUAUAAAAUUAGUAUUCCAGUAUCAAAAUACAAAAAUAAAACAUAGCUGGAAGUGCAGGUGUGCUAAACUAAUAAAAACAAAAAUAAUUUGGAAUUUGGACCACCUGACUGUAAUGAAUGAGUUUAGAGGCUUAUCCUUAAUAUGAAAUAAAAUAUCAUAAAACUACAUAUUAAGGUCCUCUAUAAACUGGAACUGUAUUUUUCCUGAAAUAAAUAAACAUGUUAAAUGGUUGGUCUUCUCACAGGUCUAUAUUUGUCUUCCUUCUCAAAUGGCAUCAUCUCCGUAGUUUUCUAAAAAAACAAACUUAAAGAGAAAGUUAAUAACACACAACUAGAAUAGGUCAUUCAAGAAAAACUGUAUCUGUUAUCAGAUUCUUUGUAUUAACCAUAUCCUCUAAUGUACUUAAUUGUGCCUUGAGACAAUCCAGUUUUUCAAGGAACUCAUUUCGUUCACAUGUUAGAGAAAGAUUUUCUGCCUUUAGUUGUCUAUUCUGUGCUUUAAGCACAUGGUAGGGAAUCCAAGGUCCUGUGAGGGAGAUACCAUUAUUAUCUUUUCUCUGGGAUCUCCACCUAGGCUGAUUAUCUUUAUUUCCCAGAGUCCAUCUAUCACACAUGGGCCUUUCAUGAUGAAUAUGCACAUCUGAUUUACAAAAUUUUUCAAUAUGUCCCAUCCUACCACACCUAAAACAUGUAAUGGAUUUUAUAUGUGGGGACUUUCUCUGAUUGAUAUAUCCGUGAGGUUGGGGACUUUGUAUCAAUGACACUUGUCUUUUAUUUACUUUUUCUUGAUUUAGUAAAAUUGCUUCAGCCCUUUUUAAGCAAUUCUGUAUAUUUACAAAGGUGUCCUGUGGGGACACAGUUAAACCAAUUAACUCUCGAAUAUCUGGCAGUGUCCUAUUAAGUAAUGCUUUCUUAUAUGCAUAUUCAUUGUGAUCAGCAUGUGCUCCAGGUGGAACAGUCAGUUUGAAUAAAACAAAUAACCUAUUUACAAACCCUUGAACAGACUCCCCUCUCUUCUGAGCACAAUUACCAAAAGCAAAAUGAUGAUUUACUUCCUCUAGACCAAGUGCGUUUAAUAACUCUUUGAUAAGCUGUUGCUUGGUUCUAGGUUCUAUAAAUAUCUCAUGUGGCAGACUUGCUCUUAGUGAAUGGUCUGUACUAGCAAUUAUAACAUCAAAAAUAUCCAAUUCAUUUAAGUUUCUGUGUAUUAUUUCAAAUUGAUCAAUUUUUAACAUUAUAUCUAUUGGAUCAUCAUCCAAGCUUAUACAUCCCAGUUCUUUGCUCAGUGCAAUAACCUCUGUAUGUUUUUUUUUUUUAUCAUUCUUUAUUUAUUGGUUUUGUGUUGGUAUCAGUAAUCAAGGGAAGGGGUACAGAAAAUAAAAAAAGGGGGGGGGGGUACAACAGUUCCAUUCAGACAGGUUUGUACCAACGCAGGGUACGUUUAAAAACAUGGUAGUACAAUGGUGAACAGUGUGCGUUAGACUAUAAUGGCUACCAGUUAUCGAACUUGUGUUGAUGUGUAAUCUAGUACCCUCUCGAAGCGGUGGGGUCACCGAGGAAGGGGUAGAGAGUCCGUGCGGGUCGAGAGUGCGGCUGGCGUUGGGGUGUACCUCUGUAUGUUUUAAGGAAUGGGUCACAGUAGUUUUAUGUAGUACAUUUCCCUGUGCAUCCACCAUGUGCUCUGUAGAGACUGGUGACAUUUUAGCAGGAAUACUGCACUCACAAUUACUAUAAUUAUUAUGAAACACCUCCAUUUUUUUGUACACAAACCUCCACAAUUGGUUUUCAGCCCAUAUUUAGUAGCAGCAAAACCAUUUCUUUUUGUUAGUUUACAUUUUAAAUCAUCAAUUUCUUUAAGGCACACAGAAUGAUCAGCCUCUUUCUGGCUGCUGGAAGCAAGGAUUCUAAUAGCACCCUCUGCAUCCUUCAGCCUUUCUACAAGCUGCUCAUUACAACUGUGCAAUUCCUAAUUUUCAAGACGCAUUUGCUGACUACCUACACACAAAGCAGCAGCAUUUUGCGCAGACAGUUUAAAACCUUCCACUUCAUUCUUUAAACUCAAAAUGUCUGCCUCUAAUUUCUCUUUUUGCCUAUUUAAAGAUUUAUACUUCUCCGCAAUCCAACGGGCAGCAUAAAUCAAAGCAAUUUUACCACUCGCUUUGGACAAUUUCUUUUCAAUAAUUGCCCUGGCCACAUAAUCCUGAGCAUUAAGCCACGGAUCUAAUGCACCAUCCAUACAUUUAAUUAUUGCUUCUGGAUUAGACACCUUAGCAAUCUUUUUCAAUAAACUCUCCAUCAUUGAAAGCGCACAAUUCACUGAAAUGUCUAUACACAAUAUCUGAACAGUAUCCAAAAGUAAAUAUACAAUCUAUACAAUUAUGAAUAUGCUCAUAAAUCACACUAAAUCCCUCCUACCUGGCUCGCCAAUUUGUAAGAAAUUAUGACCCUCUUACAAGGAUAUUCUUUUAGGGAAUGUGUGACAAAUAAGACAUAAACACAAGUGUAUAAUAAAAUGUAUUGUAAAUAUUCAUUUAAGGAUACUGUUAGAUUUUAAAAGGAUAUACACAAUAUACAUUAUACAUUAUAUCCGGUACAUAAUCAAAAGCUACAUAAUAAAAAGGCAAUACUUAAACAUUUAAAUGCAGGUCUUCCCCUUGCGCCUUCAUCUUGGGUAAUCUGGGACAGCCUCUCUUAGUUCACCAUAGCCCUGCUUGCCGCGUUGUCCUCUCCAAAGAGAGAGAGAAAGAGAGAGAGCCUUCCUUGGUUGUUGUCCUUUUAAAGACUGAUUCUUGGAGUAAUAAACUACAAGUCCCAGAAUCCCUUUUCCCUCCCAAAAGUGGUUUAUCCCACCCUCUUUCUCCAGAGAGUUCUGUCUUUACACAAGUCUUUCCCUUUGAUCUCUUCCCUCCAGCUAUACUGUAAUAUUGGAGGGAUGUAAGCUUUUGUUUUAGCUGGGUGUUGUAAAAUGCAACUGAAAGCUUUGAUCCUUAUCACACUAUUAUCAAGGAAAUGACCCCCACUUGUGAAACCAGUCACAUACACAGAAAGUUAUAUACAAUAUUGCAGUUUGGAAUAUCAAUUUCUUACAUAAGGAAACAUGGACAAAGCCCAUUUCUAAUUCAGAACAAAGAAAAAUGCUGAACUGGAUCUCACGGAACAUGAACCUUUAUUGUCUGGCUCUUUACUUGUCUGUGUCACUGAGGCCUUGCUACUCUAUCAUUAACUUUGGUUGAUUUUUUUCCAUUUAUUGUGUUGAAAUUGUGAAUUAAAAGAGCUGCAUGUUCAAUAGUAGAACAGUCCAGAUUUCAAGGAUCCUGUAUCUCUUUAGUUCCCUGGUGUCCCUGAUUGGAACUGUCUCCAGGCAGCACAGCACUCACUGUGCAGAAGGCAUAAGCCACAUAUAGAGAGCACUUUAAAAGUGUGGUCCUCUAUGUAGGUUGCUGGCCCGGAGUACAUGUUAUCCUAAUUCUGCUUUAUCUUUGUAGGAGAACUAUGCAAUCCACAGCACUUCCGCUAUGGAGCAGAGACAAUGGAAGCAUUCAAGAAAGGUGUUUUGUGUGAAGAUAUACUCAAAGAACAGGAAAAAGUUAAAGUAGCCGACUUAAUUAUAUUUCAGGUAAUCAGCUUAAAAUUGUUAAUUGCAACAAAACAAGGAAAUAUGAGAACUCUGAGAACUGCCCAUCGAUAAAUCAUCACUCACUUGUGCCAUUACAGAGAGAACCAGUUCCAACGCAUAUUAGAUUAAUCCCAUUAAAAAUGUUAAUUGCAUGAACCACAGCCAGUUGAAUACAAAACUGUACCUCUGCAUUUCAAUUUACCUGCUUUAUGACUAGUCAUAUUUACGACCAGCUCUCUAACGUGUGGAUUCGAGGAAUCAUUAGAAAGCUGGUUUAUCUUUGGGGAAUUUUUCCCAAACAUAGAUUUCAGGGAUUCCCUGCGCUAGUGAGCUAAUCUAUGUUUGGAGAAUUUUCCCCCGAACAUAGAUUCAUGGGAUCUUCCCCAAACAUAGACCUGUUCUCUAGUGCAUGCACUUUAGCACAUCCUCGCUUACUGACCAAUUAGUUUUACGACUGAGUCGUAAGAACGGAACCAAGUCGGUUUUUGGAAUGUCUGUGUGGGUCAACUGGAAAUUUUUAUAUAUAUAUAAAUAUAUAUAUAUCUUCCAACAAUGGACAAGAAUAAAUAUAUUCUAUAUAUAUUUUCCAACAAUGGACAAGAAUAAAGGGGAGCCUAACAUUACCUUUAACCACUGGUGCUGUCUCCAUACUGAGUUUUUAUUAUCUGCAGUUUUUGACUGGAUUUGGUUGAUUUAACUUCUAGACUUUCUAGGAGGGUGUAUAAGAGAUGUUGUGUGGGAGGAGUUCCUAAAAGAAAUGUCAUGAGCUGUUCAACACCUUAAAAGAAAGAAAUAUCUCAGGCACUUGCUGUUAUAAAUUUAAGCAGAUUUAAUGGACAGCGCAACGUUUCGACAUGUACCCAGUUCUUUAUCAAGCUUGACUGAGUCCCUGAGAUCCAUACUCAGUCAGCACCCUGUAAUUUUUAUGAUUGAGUGCAACCCUCUUUUCUCUUGUGAUACCUGUUCAACACCUGAAAUCUGUCUAAAUUGUAAGUUAUUUCAAGGAGGGUCCUCAGCAACCUAUUGCUUCUGUUAUAAUUUGUGAUUGUCUCAUUUAUUGUUAACUGUCCCCCUUUAUAACAUCGCAAAGUGCUGCUGAAUAUGUUGACACUAUAUAAAAAAAAAUAAUAAUAAAUAUAUGUAUUUUGGAAACAACAUCAACACCCUAGAGGUCUGAGUCCAUCCUUUAAAGGAACACUAUGUAUUCCUGACCCUAUAGUGUUUAAUCCACCAUUUAGGUGGUAUGCCCUCCUUAGCCCCCUUAAAAAUGUUAAAACUCCCCUUAUUUCCAGCGCUGCAUGAGUCCGCUGAUGCUGGCCCUGCAUGAGUCCGCUGACGCUGAUCCGCCUAAUUGAUGACAUCAUCAGAAGUUCAGAUUUGUGGAAAGCAUUGGAUUGGCUGAAAUCGGCAAGGAGGCAGGGUUGGGGUGGGGUCAAACAGCACCUCCUCAUAGAGAUGCAGAGCGUGGAGAAGCUGAAAGGCAGUGCUCCCUACAGUGCAGCAGAGAGUGGCCACUUGGAGGUGUCCCUAGGGGGCCACUUGGAGGUGUCCCUAGGGGGCAAUGUAAACACUGCCUUUUCUCUGAAAAGGCAGUGUAUGCAUGCAAAUGCCUGAAGGCAUGAUUAUACUCACCAGAACAGUUCCAUUAAGCUGUAGCUUGUAAGCUGUAGCUGUAGUUGUUAUGGUGACUAGAGUGUCCCUUUAAAUCUUUUACUCAAUGACAGCCCUAUAAGACAGGGUAAAACACAGGCCUGUCUUUUAGAUUGCCCAGAAUCUUAUGGCCCAAUGCCAAACCAAUGGAAAGUGUUAAAAAAAAAUCUAGUUAGAGCAGACUAAGCAUGUCUGAGGGGUAUAUACCUAGAAAAUAAUGAUUUUUUUUCUAAAAAAAUAAAAAAUUUCCCAAAACCUUGACAUCAUUAGUUGCUCUGCAGUAUCUCCAGCCAUGACGAAUCAAUCAACACUCAAAAGACACAGAUGUGUCAUUAGUCUUUACUAAGAACAUUGGAUUAUUUUUUUCAACAAAAAUUGGGAGGUUGCUGCGCCUCCUGCCCCUUUGGAACCUCCUCCACUGCUUUUAACAGAGUUCAGUAGGAAAUUAAAGGCACAUACUUUUAAAUGAGCAAAUAACACAUUGCAAGCAAAUAUAGACUUGAAAAAGCUAAAUUGUUUCUUAUCACCAUUAGUGAAACUGCUGCAUAAACUGUAUGGUGCCCCCCAUUAUUACACAGAUCAGUCAGCCUAAUGCUACAUCACAGUAAUUUCUGUUAAAGGGAUACUAUAGUGCCAGGUAUACAAAACUGUUUUCCUGGCACUAUCACUCCCCCUGUUUUCCCACUCCCUCGCGCCCCUUCCCUCCCUGGUGAAUAAAGGGCUAAAAACCCUUUAUUUACUUACCUGAUCCCAGCACCAAUAUCCCUUGACGGUAGGUCAACGCACCCCCUCGGAUAUCCCACAAUGAGUGGGCGCUAUUGCACAUGCACAGCAAAUGCCGCACGCAUUAUACCUUCCUGUAGGAAAGCAUUGAAUCAAUGCUUUCCUGUGGGAAAAAUCUUACGCUGGAUGCCCUCAUGUAGAGCUUCAGAUACUGGAGCAAAGGUCCGUUUUGAUACAAGAAGCACCCCCCCAGUGGCUGUCUGGCAAAAGGGACACAGCACACAGACCACUUCAAUGAGCUGAAGUGGUCUGGGUGCCUAUAGUGUCCCCUUAAAACACACAUGAUACUAUAUUAUAUAAAAUGUAAUAAUCACUUCUGUGAGCCUUCCCUAAUUUUCUUAUCUUUACUUUUUCCACCAGUGGCACUGUACUGUUUUAAUGUUGGCAGUCUUUGGUUUUGGCUGCAGAUUGGCAGUCCUAGGUGAUUUGGCUGUAAUGUUGUCACUGUUCAAAAAUGUUCAGCUUAACAUAUCAUCCUGGCAUGCUGUUAGUUAUAUCCUGCUUUGUUUUUGUUUUUUUAUAACAACAUAAAUCUGAAUUUACUUUAUUGCAGUUCCCUUUGUAUUGGUACAGCUUUCCUGCCAUAAUGAAGGGCUGGAUAGAUCGAGUAUUUGUACAGGGCUUUGCCUUUGAUUUUCCAGGUUGUUAUGAUACAGGAUUACUGAAGGUAUUUAUGCAUACAUUAUACAUUGAAAUUUUUUUUUAUAAAUACUAUAAAUUAAGAAAAUAAAAAGCAUUAUUCCCACAAUUUCAUUCUGUCUGAAGACACUGCAAUGUCAGUGUAUAACAGAUUUCUUUUAUAAAUGUGAAAGGAUAACCUUUUUGCAUCUGUCUGCAAACCAUAACCACUACAGCCCAGUUAUGUACCAUAUCAUACCAUUUUUAAAUGGUUGAACUAAAACAAGGGUUCCUUUAGGUACCCAGAGAUUACUCGUUCAUUUGUUGUACUAAAGGGUUAAUACAACUACCAUCGCCCCUCCUGCUUUUAGAACUAGUGUGGUGGUAGGAAUGUGUAUCGCAGAAUAUCUGCUUGAAAAGCUGCACAUACUGAGAUAAAUGCACUUGUGUGCCGGGGGCUAGUAAUACCUCCAGCACACAUGACUCUGAAACUCUAAAAUAAGUCCAUCCUCAGUGCAAAUUGUACAUUGCCAAUGGACAUAAUUAGAUUAUCCAUUGCGGGCAGAGACAGCAUUUGUCUCCCCUCCCUUCUUCCUAUACAGAAGCUUUCCCGCCUGCUAUACCCUCAGUUAUUCUUCAUUUUACUAACAAACUUGCCUUGUGAACCAGUUAAAAGAUAAAUUAAAAGGCUUCUCUAUGAGAAACCUUUGAUUGGAACCUGGGAUGGCUGCCAUCCGAAAGGGAGUGGAAAGUCAGGCUGGUAGGUUCAUCCAGCACUGGAUUUCAGGUAAGUUAUUGAAUUAUUUUAUUAGUUAUUUUAUUGUUUUUUGGGGGGGGGAGGGGUGAAACCUAAUAAAUAGUAAUGCCCUUCAAUAAAUUAUGAAUUAAAUUAAUAAAGUGGCAAAAAUGAUUGGAGUAAACCUAUAGUAAUGUAGAAUUACACUUCCUCAUUAGCAAUAUCAGUUUUGUCCAUACUUGGAUAGCAGUGAUAAGCUGAUAGAUACAGGAAAUCCUAGAGAUUGAAAUAUGAGGAAGUAAUGAGUAAAGGAAUGCAUCCUGGGUAGAAAGAACAGUGUAGGUGUGUAAGCACGUGUAUGCUUUAUAUGAAGGGUCAGAAAUGUCAGACAUUUUUUGGAGACUAAUUAAUUAUGUUAUAAUGUUAGAAAUGACUGAAAACUGGAGCUGUUCUUAAUGUCUUCAAUUAUGGACUGAAUGUGGUGGGAAAAUGAAAAAAAGAGAGAAAUUGCCAAGAGAGUGAACCAAGACACAUGUAUCAGGCACUGUAGAUGGAAUUUGUAAGUGCUGUGAAAUUUGUUGGCGCUUUAUAAAUACUAAUAAUAAUAAUAAAGAAACACUAUUGGGUCAAGAACACAAACAUAUUCAUGAUCCUAUACUGUUAAAACCACCAUUUAGGUGGCUUGCCCUCCCCCAAGCCCCACAAAGAAGGCUCAUAAAACCUACUUUAUUUCCAGCGCCGCGGGUGUUUGCUGCUGCUGGCCCUGCCUCCGAUCUGCCUCUUUGCUGACAUCAUCAUAAUUUAUGAUUUCAGCCAAUCCAAUACUUUCCCAUAGUUCUGAAAUCCCAUAUGGCUGAAACUGGCAUAGGCGUGCGCAGCCUAUUGCAUAAGGGUGUGCACCCUAAAGCACAAACACACACGCCGCGUAUAUAUGUAUAUAUAUAUAUAUAUAUAUAUAUAUAAAUAAAAGAAACCAAGAGGGCUGCACUCACUUGAACCAUUUAGUUAAUAGCCCCCGUCCCUUCUUACCUUUUGUAGGGAGGGGGGACCGUGCUGCCGCCAUCCCUAGUGGUCCAGUGGUGAGUGAACUCUAGCCUGCGAGGCUAGAGUUCACUCUCGCGACAUCUGAGCGUUGCCACGGCAACGCUCCGACCUCGCAAGAGGAACCCGGCACAGCUGCUGGUAAGAGCUCCCCGGGUCCUCUGAUUCCUCCCUCCGGCUUAUGGCACAUAGUGCGGGCCGCGGGGAUUAGGGUGUGCCCAGGCACACCCCAUGCGCACGCCUAUGGAAACUGGCAAAGAGGUGGGAUGGGACGGGCCAAACUCUGGCUUGGCCAAUCAGCCCCUCCUCAUAGAGAUGCAUUAAUUCAAUGCAUCUCUCUAAGGAAAAUUCAGCAUCACCACACUCUGCAUCUGAGGAGUUGCCACUGGAGGUGUUCCUAGAGUGCAAUGUUAGCACUACCUUUUCUCUGAAAAGACAGUGUUUACAUAAACAUGCCUGCAGGGAAUGAUUAUACCCACCAGAACAACCACAUUAAGCUGUAGUUGUUCUUGUGACUAUAGUGUCCAUUUAAAGGGACACUAUAGUCACCAGAACAACUACAGCCUAUUGAAUUUGUUCUGGUGAGUAGAAUCAUUACCUUCAGGCUUUUUGCUGUAAACACUGUCUUUUCAGAGAAAAUGCAGUGUUUACAUUACAGCCUAGUGAUAACUUCACUGGCCACUCCUCAGAUGGCUGUUAGAGAUCCUUCCUGGGUCAUGGCUGCCUAAAAUGCAUCCAAACAUUCAGUGUCUCCUCCCUCUGCAUGCAGACACUGAACUUUCCUCAUAGAGAUUCAUUGGUUCAAUUCAUCUCUAUGAGGAGAUGCUGAUUGGCCAGGCUGUGUUUGAAUUGUGCUGGCUUUGCCCCUGAUCUGCCUCUUUGUCAGUCUCAGCCAAUCCUAUGGGGCAGCAUUGUGAUUGGAUCAGGCUACCACUUCUGAUGAUGUCAGCAGGCAGUGGGCAGGUCUAAAGGAAAGAGUGACAAAGUAAGCAGCUCCAGACUUGAAUACAAGUAGGAUUUACUAUAUUUAGGGAGGCAUGAGGGGACCAGGGGGGCUAGAUGGUGGUUUUAACCCUAUAGGGUCAGGAAUACAUGUUUAUGUUCCUGACCCUAUAGUGCACCUUUAAAGAAUAUAGAUUAAUAGCAUUUCAGAUUUUAACAUUUUAAGAAUUAAGUUGCUGGGUGCUGUGUGUUUGUGUAAAACUCCUUAAUGAUUCUUGUAACAUAGUUUCAUACUUCCAUAUUUGUUUUUUUGCUCUUUUUCUAAUAGAAAUUAAAUAUAUAUCUAAGUUCUAAAGCUAGUUUUCAGUAAAAUACAUUAAGUUUAUUCUAAAAGCUUGUUAUUCAAUAAUUUAAAAUCAGUAUUCAGUUAUUGUUAAUUCCAUUAUUUUGACAUUCAGGAUAAACUAGCUCUACUCUCAUUCACUACUGGUGGAACAGAGGAGAUGUUUUCUAAGGAUGGGAUGCGCGGUGAUAUCCGGUAUUUGCUUUGGCCCAUGCAGGUAAUAGCUUCAUUGCUGUAUACAUAAAUCACUAUGUGCUCAUGUUCAUAUGAUACAGUAUUUGAUAUUGAUUACACCUAGAUGUUAAAACAUUUGUAAAGUGUGUCAAAAACAUUUAACAAGUGUACUUUGAUUUAGAAAAGUGGAGACAGUUUGCUUGUAAAACUGCAGUCGUAAUAACAUUUCAUUUUAUUAAGAUGAGCUACAUGAAAAGAGGCAGUGUAGCCCUUCAAGUUCAAGCAAUCAUAUAUCACAUGCCAUUAUGGAAUUGUACUAUUGGCAAAAUGUAUACUAGCUAGCAAUAUGUAGUACUAUUUUUAGAAUUUAAGCAUAUAAAUAUAUAUAUACUAUUUUAGGAACAAAAAGGGUAACUUCAAGCAUCAUUACCAGUACACCCAUUACAGCGCUGGAUUAACAUAGGGGCUGAUGGAGCUGCAGCUCCAGGCACAUUCCUAUGGAAUAGGCCCAUUGCUUAAAUAAAAAAAGGGGGGUUUUUUUGUUUGUUUUUUUACUUCUCUUCACAUGUAGAUGUAGGGAAACAAAACUUGUGUGGACUGGCUGACAAUGAAAUUAGUUAAGGUAAAGUUGACUUUGCGCUCUAUGCAAAUGCUCUUGCUGCUUCUGUCUAUUAAGAAAGUUAGGAAAGGAGGGGACAGGUGAAUGCUAGGGGACAGUCCUUUGAAAGCAUAGACCUAGCGCAUAAUUAGACACAUUUAUGCCAAGCUCAGGGUGCUCUCUGCACAGUAUGCCCCUAGUUGGUCAUCCUGCAUGAUUGGCAGGCAGCCUGACAUGCAUUCCUACCAAGCUGACCUAAUUCCUCGGGCAGAUUUUUUGGGACAUGUUUGCCCUUAUGUGAUUCUGGUUACGUGAUUCACGUUAGUGGCCCACCCUUAUACCCCGCCCACCGAAAUCCUGCUUCAAAAGACACUGCUAUUAGGGGGUUUGAAUUUACUUGAACGAUGAAAUCGAGAAAUUAGCAUAGGACAUGUGUUUUCUGAUAGCUAUAUCCUGCUUUUUUUUCCCCUCCAGCACCACCUCCACCAGAUACAUGACAAUUGGGAGGUAUUUUAGUGUUUUCUGUCGAUACGAUUCUAUAAUUAGGCCCAUCAUAAUUGUCAGCACCAGGCCCAAUGGGCUUUUAAUCUAGUCCUGCCACUGUAGUGGUAAUGAUACCAAAAGUACUGAGUACUUGGGUGCCAUUUCCCAGUAAGUGCACAAAGUGUUCUGCAACAAUUUGCUUCUUAUUUGGGUCCUGCUGUGCGCCAAGUCUCCUUCAAUACCGGCUGAUUUUCACUAAGCAUCUGUAAACCCGCAGCAGCCAGAUUCUAAAACCACUGAGUAUUCAUUGGCUGAGAGCGUCAACUAAACACUGUCGGCCAAUCAAUGAAUCUGUAUGCAUGGGACGGGCAUAGAAUUGACAUUAGCCAGCCUGGAACAUUCAUCCGGUGCUGGCUAAUGACACCACUGGAGGUGGAGUUGCACUUCUGGCAGGAAUUAGAUAUCUAAGUAUGAACACUGCACAUCCUGGGUUGUUGCACCAUGGCCACUUCAAAAUGCUGAAAUGGUCAUGUUGGAGUAACCCUUUAAGUUAGAGCAGGUUCUUACAUUUUUCUUUGUACUCAUUCUGAAAGAUACAGUCAUAUGGUGUCUAUAAAGUAAAGUGUUUUUUGUUUUUUUACAAAAGAUAUACAAUUGUAGCAUUCAAAUAUAUAGAUAUAUAGGUGCGUUGUCAUAAAAUAGUACUUUAUCAAAUUUCAAUCAUUCAUACGUGCUUUCAUACAAAAUAAAGGAGAUAAAAGAAGUAAAGUGUUUUUUGCAAAGUGCACUUACCAGAAUUUUGACUAAUUUGUCACUUUCAAAAAAAAUAUUCUUAUUCAGAGGUUUUUGUUUUUAUUUGAAUUUAGUUAGACUGUACUUUUUUGAACUAUUACACUUUUAAGGUGCUGCUUUCUUAUAAAAUAUAAAAAACUGUCCUUUUAAAUGUUAUAGGAUAUUGUUCAUCACCUUAUUUACUUGUUUUUUGAUUUUUUUUGUUUCUCAGCAUGGCAUAAUGCAUUUCUGUGGUUUCAAAGUCCUUGCCCCACAAAUUACUUAUGCACCAGAAUAUGUUGGAGAUGAAAAAAGGAAAAACAUGCUGCUCUUAUGGGCAAGGAGGCUGGAGGCCAUCUGGGAUGAGCGGCCUAUAGAGUGCACUCCACCAUGGUACUUCCAGUAGAGAACCUGGAUGAACCACUGCACAUCAUAGCUAUUUGAUGACACAAGCUCAGAUUGCUCUAUGAAAAGUUGCACCACAAUUUCUCUAUUGUGUGCAGUGUGUUAUAACUUGUAUCAAUAAAAUUGGUUAUUGAUCCUGCGG